AUGGCUGAGAGCUCCUCACUGCCCGCCUCAUCUGCCGAAGCCCCGGCCCCUGAGCCCAGCAUCACGGAGCAGCCGGAGCCACAGAGCCCCCCUCCCUCCCCUCCAGGCCUGGAGGAGCCAGUGGAUGGAGGUGACCCUGAUGUCCCCCACCCCGACCUGGCUCCUGUUGCCUUCUUCUGUCUGCGGCAGACCACCAGCCCGCGGAACUGGUGCAUCAAGAUGGUGUGUAACCCGUGGUUUGAGUGUGUCAGCAUGCUGGUGAUCCUGCUGAACUGCGUCACACUGGGCAUGUACCAGCCUUGCGAUGACAUGGACUGCCUGUCGGACCGCUGCAAGAUCCUGCAGGUCUUUGACGAUUUCAUCUUCAUCUUCUUUGCCAUGGAGAUGGUGCUCAAGAUGGUGGCUCUGGGCAUUUUUGGCAAGAAGUGCUACCUUGGAGACACGUGGAACCGCCUGGAUUUCUUCAUUGUCAUGGCAGGGAUGGUCGAAUACUCCCUGGAUCUUCAGAACAUCAACCUGUCAGCCAUCCGCACUGUGCGUGUCCUGAGGCCCCUCAAGGCAAUCAACCGUGUGCCCAGUAUGCGGAUCCUGGUGAACCUGCUCCUGGAUACUCUACCCAUGCUGGGGAAUGUCCUCCUACUCUGCUUCUUCGUCUUCUUCAUCUUUGGCAUCAUUGGCGUGCAGCUCUGGGCGGGCCUGCUGCGUAACCGCUGCUUCCUUGAGGAGAACUUCACCAUACAAGGAGAUGUGGCCCUGCCCCCCUUUUACCAGCCAGAGGAUGAUGAUGAGAUGCCCUUCAUUUGCUCCCUAUCGGGGGACAAUGGCAUUAUGGGUUGCCACGAGAUUCCCCCGCUCAAGGAACAGGGCCGUGAGUGCUGUCUGUCCAAGGAUGAUGUCUACGACUUUGGGGCGGGGCGCCAGGACCUCAAUGCCAGCGGCCUGUGUGUCAAUUGGAACCGCUACUACAACGUAUGCCGUACGGGCAGCGCCAACCCCCACAAAGGUGCCAUCAACUUUGACAACAUUGGCUACGCCUGGAUUGUCAUCUUCCAGGUGAUCACUCUGGAAGGCUGGGUGGAGAUCAUGUACUAUGUGAUGGAUGCUCACUCCUUCUACAACUUCAUCUAUUUCAUCCUGCUCAUCAUAGUGGGCUCCUUCUUCAUGAUCAACCUGUGCCUCGUUGUCAUAGCGACCCAGUUCUCGGAGACCAAGCAGCGGGAGCACCGGCUGAUGCUGGAGCAGCGGCAACGGUACCUGUCUUCCAGCACAGUGGCCAGUUAUGCCGAGCCCGGCGACUGUUAUGAAGAGAUCUUCCAGUAUGUCUGCCACAUCCUUCGCAAGGCCAAGCGCCGUGCCCUGGGCCUCUACCAGGCUGUGCAGAGCCGGCGCCAGGCCCCGGCCCCAGGGGUGCCUGCCCCUGUCAAGCCGGGAUCCCACUCCAAGGAGCCCAGGCACUACCAACUGUGCCCACGACACAGCCCCCUGGACCCAACGCCCCACACGCUGGUGCAGCCCAUCUCUGUGAUGCUAGCCUCUGACCCUACAGGCUGCCCCCGCUGCCAGAGCGAACCCCACCGUCGGCCGUCUGGCCUGGGCAGCACCGACUCAGGCCAGGAGGGCUCAGGCUCCAGGGGCUCGGUUGGAGGCUCUGAUGAGGCGGAGGGGGAUGAGGCCCGGGCCAGUGAAGAUGGGGCCUCCUCGGGACUGAGCAAGGAGGACGAGGAGGAGCAGGCGGAUGGGGCGGCCCGGCUGUGUGUGGCUGUGUGGAGAGAGAUGCGAGCCAAACUGCUGGGCAUUGUGGACAGCAAGUACUUCAACCGGGGCAUCAUGGUGGCCAUUCUGGUGAACACUGUCAGCAUGGGCAUUGAGCACCAUGAGCAGCCUGAGGAGCUGACCAACAUCCUGGAAAUCUGCAAUGUGGUCUUCACCAGCAUGUUUGCCCUGGAGAUGAUCCUGAAGCUCGCUGCCUUUGGGCUCUUUGACUACCUGCGUAAUCCCUACAACAUCUUUGACAGCAUCAUUGUCAUCAUCAGCAUCUGGGAGAUUGUGGGACAGGCAGACGGUGGCCUGUCGGUGCUGCGGACCUUCCGGCUGCUGCGGGUGCUGAAGCUGGUACGUUUCAUGCCUGCACUCAGGCGCCAGCUUGUGGUACUCAUGAAGACCAUGGACAACGUGGCCACCUUCUGCAUGCUGCUCAUGCUCUUCAUCUUCAUCUUCAGUAUCCUCGGGAUGCACAUCUUUGGUUGUAAAUUCAGCCUCCGCACAGACACAGGGGACACGGUCCCUGACAGGAAGAACUUUGACUCCCUACUGUGGGCCAUCGUGACUGUGUUCCAGAUCCUCACCCAGGAGGACUGGAACAUUGUCCUCUACAAUGGCAUGGCCUCCACCUCCCCCUGGGCCUCCCUCUACUUCGUUGCUCUCAUGACAUUCGGCAACUACGUGCUCUUCAAUCUGCUGGUGGCCAUCCUGGUGGAGGGCUUUCAGGCCGAGGGCGACGCCAAUCGUUCCUACUCAGAUGAGGAGCAGAGCUCAUCUAACAUGGAGGACUUCGACAAGCUUCAGGAGGCCCUGGAUAGUGGGGCAGACCUCAAGCUGUGUCCAGUUCCCAUGACCCCCAAUGGACACCUGGAUCCCAGUCUUCCACUGGCUGGUCAUCUGGGCCCCACUGGGGGCACGACCCCCGCUCCCCACCUCUCACUGCAGCCAGAUCCCAUGCUGGUGGCCCUGGGCUCCCGAAAAAGCAGCGUUAUGUCACUGGGGAGAAUGAGCUAUGACCAGCGCUCCCUGUCCAGCUCCCGGAGUUCCUACCACGGUCCGUGGGGCCGCAGCGGAGCCUGGGCCAGCCGCCGCUCCAGCUGGAACAGCCUCAAGCACAAGCCACCGUCCGCGGAGCACGAGUCCCUGCUCUCGGCGGAGCGGGGUGGCGGUGCCCGGGCCUGCGAGGGCGCCCGGGACGAGGGCCCACCACGGGUCGCCCCUCUGCACGCCCCGCACGCACACCACGUGCACCAUGGCCCGCACGCAGCGCACCGCCACCGCCACCACCGCAGGACGCUGUCCCUCGACACCAGGGAUUCGGUGGACAUGGCCGAGAUGGGACCCGCAGGGGGCGCCCACCCUCGGACAGCCUGGAGGGCUGCGGGCCUGGCUCCGGGACACGAGGACUGCAAUGGCAGGAUGCCCAGCAUUGCCAAGGAUGUCUUCACCAAGAUGAAUGACCGCAGGGAUCCUGGGGAGGAUGAAGAGGAGAUUGACUACACUCUUUGCUUCCGUGUCCGAAAGAUGAUCGACGCUUAUAAGCCUGACUGGUGCGAGGUCAGAGAGGACUGGUCGGUCUAUCUCUUCUCCCCCGAGAACAGGUUCCGGGUCCUGUGUCAGACCAUCAUUGCUCACAGGCUCUUUGACUAUGUGGUCCUGGCCUUCAUCUUCCUCAACUGCAUCACCAUCGCCCUGGAGCGGCCCCAGAUUGAGGCAGGCAGCACUGAACGCAUCUUCCUCACUGUGUCCAACUACAUCUUCACAGCCAUCUUCGUGGGCGAGAUGACACUUAAGGUGGUCUCCCUGGGCCUGUACUUCGGUGAACAGGCGUACCUGCGCAGCAGCUGGAAUGUGUUGGACGGCUUCCUUGUCUUCGUCUCCAUCAUCGACAUCGUCGUGUCUUUAGCCUCGGCAGGGGGAGCCAAGAUCCUGGGGGUCCUCCGGGUCCUUCGGCUCCUGCGUACCCUACGCCCCCUUCGGGUCAUCAGUCGGGCACCCGGCCUGAAGCUGGUGGUAGAGACCCUCAUCUCCUCCCUCAAGCCCAUUGGCAACAUUGUCCUCAUCUGCUGUGCCUUCUUCAUCAUUUUCGGCAUCCUGGGGGUGCAGCUCUUUAAGGGCAAGUUCUAUCACUGCCUGGGGGUGGAUACCCGAAACAUCACCAACCGCUCCGACUGCGUGGCCGCCAACUACCGCUGGGUCCAUCACAAAUACAAUUUUGACAACUUGGGUCAGGCUCUGAUGUCCCUCUUUGUCCUGGCCUCCAAAGAUGGCUGGGUGAACAUCAUGUACAACGGACUGGAUGCCGUUGCUGUGGACCAGCAGCCCGUGACCAACCACAAUCCCUGGAUGCUGCUGUACUUCAUCUCCUUCCUGCUCAUCGUCAGCUUUUUCGUGCUCAACAUGUUUGUGGGCGUUGUGGUGGAGAACUUCCAUAAGUGCCGGCAGCAUCAGGAGGCCGAGGAGGCGCGGCGGCGGGAGGAGAAGCGACUGCGGCGCCUUGAGAAGAAACGCCGGAAGGCUCAGCGGCUACCCUACUACGCCACCUACUGUCCCACCCGACUGCUCAUCCAUUCUAUGUGCACCAGCCACUACCUGGACAUCUUCAUCACCUUCAUCAUCUGCCUCAAUGUGGUCACCAUGUCCCUGGAGCACUACAACCAGCCUACGUCCCUGGAAACAGCCCUCAAGUACUGUAACUACAUGUUCACCACUGUGUUUGUGCUGGAGGCUGUGCUGAAAUUGGUGGCAUUUGGCCUGAGGCGCUUCUUCAAGGAUCGGUGGAACCAGCUGGACCUGGCCAUUGUGCUGCUAUCGGUGAUGGGCAUCACGCUGGAGGAGAUUGAGAUCAACGCUGCGUUACCCAUCAAUCCCACCAUCAUCCGCAUCAUGCGGGUUCUGCGCAUUGCCCGUGUGCUGAAGCUGUUGAAGAUGGCCACAGGAAUGCGUGCCCUGCUAGACACAGUGGUUCAGGCUCUGCCUCAGGUGGGCAACCUGGGUCUCCUGUUCAUGCUGCUGUUCUUCAUUUAUGCCGCUCUGGGUGUGGAGCUCUUUGGGAAGCUGAUCUGCAAUGACGAGAACCCGUGCGAAGGCAUGAGCCGCCAUGCCACCUUCGAGAACUUCGGCAUGGCCUUCCUCACACUUUUCCAGGUCUCCACUGGCGACAAUUGGAACGGGAUCAUGAAGGACACUCUGAGAGACUGCACGCACGAUGAGCGGAGCUGCUUGAGCAGCCUGCAGUUCGUGUCGCCGCUGUACUUCGUCAGCUUCGUGCUCACGGCCCAGUUUGUGCUCAUCAACGUGGUGGUGGCUGUGCUCAUGAAACACCUGGACGACAGCAACAAGGAGGCGCAGGAGGACGCCGAGAUGGACGCCGAGAUCGAGCUCGAGAUGGCCCACGGCCUAGGCCCCAGCCCCCGACCGCCCAGCGGCUCCCCAGGGGCACCGGGCCGCGGUCCGGGUGGUCCAGGCGGAGCAGGCGCUGGGGCCGACCCCGAGGGCCGCCUGCGCCGCCGCUGCUACUCUCCAGCCCAGGAGAACCUGUGGUUGGACAGCGUCUCUUUAAUCAUCAAGGACUCCUUGGAGGGGGAGCUGACCAUCAUCGACAACCUGUCCGGAUCCGUCUUCCACCACUACUCGUCGCCUGCCAGCUGUGACAAGUGUCACCAUGACAAGCAAGAGGUACAGCUGGCUGAGACGGAGGCCUUCUCCCUGAACUCUGACCGGUCCUCGUCCAUCCUGCUGGGUGAUGACCUGAGUCUUGAGGACCUCACAGCCUGCCCUCCAGGCCCCAAAAAUGGCAAGGGUGAGCCGGACCCGCCUGAGCCCAUCCGUGUGGGGGACCUUGGGGAAUGCUUCUUCCCCUUGUCCAAUACGGCCGUCUCGUCCGGCCCAAAGAACUACCUGUGUGAGAUGGAGACGAUUCCGUUCAACCCUGUCCGGUCCUGGCUGAAACACGAGAACAGUCCAGCAUCUCCGAGCCCCUUUGCCCCAGAUGCCUCCAGCCCACUCCUGCCCAUGCCAGCUGAAUUCUUCCACCCCGCUGUGUCCACCGGCCAGAAGGUCCAGGAGAAGGUCACCGGCCCUGGGACCCUCCCAAAGAUCGCCCUGCAGGGCUCCUGGGCCUCCCUGCGGUCUCCCAGUAUCAAUUGCACCCUACUGCGGCAGGCCACAGAGAGCGACACAUCGCUGGAAGCUAGCCGCAGCAGCUCGGCAGGCAGCCUGCAGACUACCUUAGAGGACAGCCUGACCUUGAGCGACAGUCCCAGGCGCGCUCUGGGUCCACCAGCGCCUGCACCGGGCCCCCGGGCCUGCCUAUCCCCCACUACCAGGCGCCGUCUCAGCCUGCGGGGCCGAGGCUUGUUCAGCCUGCGCGGGCUUCGGGCCCACCAGCGCAGCCACAGCAGCGGGGGCUCCACCAGCCCUGGCUGCACCCACCAUGACUCCAUGGACCCCUCAGACGAGGAGGGUGGCGGCCGGGCCGGUGCAGGCGGCGGGGGCGCGGGAAGCGAGCACUCGGAGACCCUCAGCAGCCUCUCGCUGACCUCCCUCUUCUGCCCCCCGCCCCCGCCUCCGCCCCCUGGUCUCCCUCCCACCCGGAAGUUCAGCAGCACCAGCAGCUUGGCCGUGGGACCCCGGCCCAGACAGCCCCGAGGCCUGCCUCGGAGCCCCUCGUGGCUAGCAGAGCGCAGCAAGGACCCCCUGGGCCAGGCUGAGCCUGAGCCACAGCCACCCCCAGGGGAGCUGGAGUUGGGGGAUGCCAUGAGCAAGAGGAAGAGAUGA
This is a messenger RNA of Chrysochloris asiatica (Cape golden mole), 6540 nucleotides long. It is a transcript of the gene CACNA1I, whose product is annotated as calcium channel, voltage-dependent, T type, alpha 1I subunit. The record is from RefSeq and is a predicted model, not a curated record. The coding region runs from base 1 to 6540 and encodes 2179 amino acids. Gene Ontology annotation, biological process: neuronal action potential; membrane depolarization during action potential; calcium ion import. Gene Ontology annotation, cellular component: voltage-gated sodium channel complex; neuron projection; voltage-gated calcium channel complex. Gene Ontology annotation, molecular function: low voltage-gated calcium channel activity; voltage-gated sodium channel activity. NCBI's taxonomy places the organism in Eukaryota, Metazoa, Chordata, Mammalia, Afrosoricida, Chrysochloridae. The transcript has 36 exons.